Molecule: messenger RNA, 1113 nt
Organism: Clonostachys solani
Lineage: Eukaryota; Fungi; Ascomycota; Sordariomycetes; Hypocreales; Bionectriaceae
Source: the annotation of a GenBank genome assembly
AUGGCCGAGUCCACUUAUGACCAGUACGAGGGUUUCCAGGUGGAAUCACCCGCAACGUACAAGACCUUUCACAGGAAAAAGUUCAACACCAAACCCUUUGGUGAGCUUGAUGUCGAGAUCCAGAUCGAGUGCUGCGGUGUUUGCAGCAGCGACAUUCAUACCAUCAAUGGCGGCUGGGGCCAAACCAACUUUCCCCUCGCCGUUGGCCACGACAACGGGGACUUAGAGAUCGUCGGAAAAGCCCUGAGAGUUGGAAGCAGGGUCACCAAGAUCAAGGCCGGUCAGCGUGUCGGUGUGGGUGCCCAGUCCUGGUCCUGCAUGGAGUGUGUCGCCUGUCUCAACGACAAUGAAACGUACUGUCCCAAGCAGAUGGACACGUACGGUGCCGUCUGGCCAGACACCGGCAUCGUCACCCAGGGCGGCUUCUCGUCCCACCUCCGGACCCAUGAGCAUUGGGUCUUCCCCAUUCCCGAUGCCAUCCCCAGCGAACUCGCAGCACCCAUGCUCUGCGCCGGAAUCACAAUGUACAGUCCUCUCGUGAGGAAUGGCGCUGGCCCCGGCAAGAAGGUUGCCAUUGUCGGCCUCGGUGGCCUCGGCCAUUACGGUGUCAUCUGGGCCAAGGCCCUCGGCGCCGAAACCUGGGUCAUCUCGCGCUCCCAUGCGAAAAAGAAAGAUGCCGAGAAGAUGGGCGCCGACGGCUUCCUCGCCACGCAGGACCAGGGCUGGAACGAGGCUCACAAGAUGACAUUUGACCUCAUCAUUAGCACUGCCAACAGCUUUGGCGGCGGAUUCGACCUCCAGGCCUACCUGCAGCUGCUCAAGGUUCACGGCAAGUUCGUCUCGACCGGUGUCCCGGAGGAGUCCAAGCUCGAAAUCACGCCGCAGAUGCUUAACUUCAACGGCUGCUUUGUCGGUGCUUCUCACCUGGGUAGCCGGCGAGAGAUGCUGGAUAUGUUGGAGCUUGCGGCAAAGAAAGGCGUCAAGUCGUGGGUCGAAACCUUGCCCAUCAGUGAGGAAAACCUCUCCCAAGCUGUGCAGCGGUUGGAGAAGAACGAUGUGCGCUACCGUUUCACAAUGGUGGAUUACGACAAGGCUUUUCAGGAGAGAAGCUGA